Conger conger (European conger) is the source of this 5574-nucleotide messenger RNA. RefSeq names its product SH3 domain and tetratricopeptide repeats 2 (gene sh3tc2). Gene Ontology annotation, molecular function: protein binding. Gene Ontology annotation, biological process: regulation of intracellular protein transport; regulation of ERBB signaling pathway. NCBI's taxonomy places the organism in Eukaryota, Metazoa, Chordata, Actinopteri, Anguilliformes, Congridae. The coding region runs from base 616 to 4848 and encodes 1410 amino acids. The record is from RefSeq and is a predicted model, not a curated record. The transcript is spliced from 18 exons. Gene Ontology annotation, cellular component: recycling endosome.
CCGCGGGUCUCAAGCAGGGAUUUUCGCUUCUGCUCCAGGGGGGCUCCUUGGGAUUUUGUCACGGGUAAAUGGUGUGAAAAGAAUCGGGAUUUGCGGGGAGGCUGUGCGGCGAGCUCGGAGCUGGCCGGCGUGACCCUGGCAGGACAUCCUCGGCAGACACCGAAGAGCUUCUUCUGACGCAUCUCCACGAACACGCAGAAACAGAGCCGCAAAACAGCCGCAGUCCGUGCAGCAGAAAGCAGAUAUUUAAGAGCACAGAAAUGCCCAAUGAGAGAGAGAGCGCAAACUGCAAAGUGCGAGACGUUCCAGAGCCGUGGAGCGAGGCGUUAGGACACGGAGCGUGAGGACGGAGACGGGGAGCGUGAGGUUCGACACACUGGGGCCCCUGUCACUCGGCGGCACUGACCGGCCCACACAAGAAUGCCAACAAUCGCGCACUCUGGGCUUUGUGCAUUCAGACCCCGGACAGCGGAGGAGAGAGGGAGAGUGAGAGAGCGAGAGAGAGAGAGAGAGAGAGCUGUCUACAGACAGUGUGGCUUCCCAACAGAAGCCUGACAUAGCUCCGGACACUGAAACCCCGGCUGGUAUUUUUGGGGCGACUUUGACUCGGAUAAAAUGGCGUCGUGCUGCUCCGGAGUGUCUCUGAGAAGCUGCUUCCUGUCCUCAGACAUACCCCCCGCUGAGCUAGACGCUCUCUGGAAAGACCCACCGUACACGUUGGCCGGAGCCAAUGAGCUCUUCCCAGGAAAUGACAUCAUGACCACAGAUAAAGGUGAGGACGACCAGCCCCAAGAGCAGGGCCUGGAGGCGGAGCCAGAACCAGUAACAGGAAGUUACUGGAAGGAGAAGGCGGCGUUCUGCCGGGGCAGCACUGUCUCUCUCGCCGUCGGGGAGCGAUUCUCCUCAGAUGUGCUGCUGCUGUUUGGCGGGCGGCGGCGCUGCAGCGGUGAGCCUGACGAUGACCUGCAGGAGGCGCUGCGCACACGGCUCAGAGUGGUGGAGAGCAACAGCCAGGACGUCACACAGCUCUUUAAGGACCUGUCUGCUCGCCUCCUGUCGGUCCACGCAGAGAAGGACUGCUUCAUCAUCACGUUUAAGACCGUGGAGGAGAUCUGGAAGUUCUCCACUUACCUGUCUCUAGGCUACGUGGCGCGGUGUCUGGAGAACUUCCUGUGCGAUCAGACGUUCUGGCUGGACUCGGCUCGGCUGAGCGAUGUGGAGAUCUGCGUGACGGUGGACGAGGAGCACCUGGCCACGCUCUACCUGGGACUGCUGCUGCAGGAAGGUUCCUUCUUUGCGAAAGCGCUGUAUAACCGCGAGGACGCGGAAGAGGAGGACCUGGCGUACCGGAGGAACGACCUGGUCAUGGUGCGGGACACGGGACAGGAGUACCUGUGGGAGGGCACCUUACUGGCCAGCGGACAGCACGGCCUGGUGCCUGUGCACUCAAUGCAGCCUCUGCCUUACCCCUUCUACCAGUGGUUCCUGAGAAAGUACCCUGGAUCUGCAGGGGGGGCCUGGGUGUCCGAGGCCCAGUUUGAUCACCCUGUCGUGACGGGCACCUGUGUGGCUCUGGUGGACCAUAACCCCCUGGGGCAGGAUGAGCUCCAGUUCAGCCAGGGCGAUCAGAUCGAGGUGGAGGGUUUCCUGCUGACUGGGCUGGGCGUUUUCAUUGGACGGCACCUCUCCAGCGGAGUGACGGGAUUCGUGCAGAAGGCCCACGUGAGGCCGGAGAACAUCGCACCCCUAGACGGACAGCGGGUGUUUCUGAGCGAGGAGGAGAGGGCAGCUCUGUCUCAGCUUAACCCCUGCGACGAGCAGUAUCACAGCGGCCUCCUGAACAAGCUCUCCGUCACGGACAUCAGCUCUGUGUACAGACUCGAUAGGCUGGACGAAUCAGACUUUCCGUACAUCAAAAACCAACCGAAGCCAGAGCCGAAGCCGUCCAUCAGCGCCCGGCAGAGCGUGUUGACGGAGAAGAGCGACUCCCCCACCUUCCACUCCUCCACCCGGAUUUCCUUCUACGCCUCCCAAAGCCUGCUGGACCAGGACCAGGACGGGGGCGAGGCCCUGUCCUUCAGCCUGGAGGACACCUUCAGGGGCUUGGACGACCUGGAGGACGACCCGGCUCUCUUCCUGGACGAGGGCGGCUGGGAUGCUGGCGAGCCGGAGCUCUGCGACCCCACGCUGACCCUCCUGAACCAGGAGCGCUUCGAGGAGUCCUUCCGGGACCUGUACGACCUCCCCUACUCCUUCCUCGACACGUUCUUCAGCGGGUCGCGGGAGGAGGACCUGCUCCAGCACCUGGAGGGCUGGCGCGAGGCGGUGAAGAAGACCAGAAUGCACUGGGCCCACCGCCGCGUCUGUUUCCUGCUGGGACGACUCUGCGCCAAGAAGAACAAGUUCUCCCAGGCCAGGGUCUACUUCGAGGAGGCCCUGGGGGUCCCCGUGAGCGGGUUCUCCGACCUCCCGCUCCUCAUCGCCCUCUACACCAACCUGACCGCCAUCUACCUGAAGCAGCGGCUGGUGGAGAAGCUCCCGGCGACCCUGGAGAAGGCCUGCGCCCUGCUGAUCGGCCUGCCGCAGCACCGCUUCUGCUCGUCGGACGAGUUCGAGAUCCUGAAGCUGGUCCUCCGCCGCGCCGUGGUGGAGAGCGACAAGCACCUGGAGGCCCGCGCCUGCUACCUGGCGCUCUGCCUCUUCCUGAGGAUGAGGAAGACGGAGGACGCCCUGCCCUUCGUCGAGCGGCUGCAGUUCCUCACCAUCAGCCUGUCGGAGGAGGCCGGCCGGCCCAUGGCCCCCGUCGACCUCAACUGGGUGCUGAGCCGCCUCUACCACAGGAAGUACCUGCCCUACCUGGCGCUGGCGUCGCUCAGCCUGGACUCCGCUCUCGACCGGCCCCUGGAGGACGCCUUCCAGAAGAUCGAGGUCUUCAUCAAGAACGCGGUGCGGCUCAACGCCCAGUGGCGCGAGGGCGCCUCGCUGAUCCCCGCCCAGAUCGUGGUGUACCUGCAGCAGGCCCUGUCCAUCAGCAGUCGUCACGGCGACCUGCGGACGCAGCGGGACCUGUGCAUGAGCCUGGCGUGCGUCUACCAGCAGCACGGGGCGCUGGAGCGGGCGGUGGAGUGCGCCCAGCGGGCCGUCGGCGCGGGCGGCCACGUCAGCGAGGAGGAGGGCUUCGAGGCCUGCGUGCUGCUGGCCUGGCUCCUCGCGCUGACGGGGGAGGCGGAGAGAGCGGCCGCCACCCUCACGCCCCUCCUCCGGUCCCUGAACGAGACGGACAGCCCCGCCCAGAGGGGCGUGGUCUACAACCUGCUGGCGCUGUGCCUGCGGAAGGAGGGCCGGGUCCGCGAGGCCGGCCGCCAUUUCCACUGCGCGCUGCAGAUCUCGCGCGAGAACGGCAACAAGCGCAACGAGGCGCUGGCGCUGGCCAACCUGGGCUGCCUGGCGCUGGCGGCGUGCGCCCCGGGGCUGGCCGAGCGCUUCCUGCUCCGCGCCCUGCCGCUCUUCCGCGCCCUGGACCUGGCGGAGAGCCCCACGGACGCGGAGCACGCCCAGGCCUUCCUCUGGCUGGGCCGCUGCUACCGCGAGCGCGGGAACACCCAGCGCACGCGCCUGGCCUACGAGAUGGCGCUCCUGAUCGCCAUCAACGCCAAGAACCUCCGCAGUCAGAUGGUCGUGGCCAGAGUGCUGAGUCACCUGUACAGCGACCUGCUCCUGCAUGGCCAGAGCAUCAUCUACAACGAGCACUGUGUGGCGCUGUCCCGCGAACUCAAGGACAAGCGGCAGGAGGGGGAGUACCUGGAGGUCCUCAGCCAGCUCUACCUGUCCUUAAACACAGAGAAGUCCUCCAGAAAGUCUCUGGACUACACCAAGCAGAGUCUGAGGAUCUCCAUUGACCUGGGGCGGCGGGAGGAGGAGUCAGAGACGUGGCUCCAGGUGGGGAGGAUUUACUACCUGAUCCAGGAGGACGAGCUCGCCGACAUGUACCUGCAGGCGGCUGUGAAAACAGCCCUAAGAGUCCAUGAUCCGCAUUUCGCCAUGAGUAUUUACGAGGAGGCCGGAGACGUGUUCUUCCAAGGAUGCAGAAAUCGGCAUUCAGCAAUCCCAUUCUACAGGGAUGGCAGUCUGCCCUUUGCCAGAAAUGUGAAGGACGUGGAGUCGGAGUUCCGUCUCCUGAGCAAGCUGACUGAGCUCCUGAUGAACCUGAAGCAGAACCAUCAGGCACUGCAGUUCGCCCUUCUCGCCGUGCAGGUCAGCACCACGACAGGGGAUCGUUUGAAAGAGAGAACCGCCUUCCAUCGGCUGGCUACAGUUUACUUCUCUCUCCAGCAGUUUGAGCUGGCUGAAAACUACUACCUGAAGUCUUUAUCCCUGAGCCCCGACAUCCUGGAUCUCCCCAAAGACGCACAGUACUUUGUGAAAGUCUACUGCCGGCUGGGAGACCUGACCUUACACAAGCUAAAGGACGCCUUCGACGCGGUCGGGUACUUCCACCUGGCGCUGGCCGCGGCCCUGCAGGACCGGGGGACCCCCUGGGCGCUGUACACGGUGUACGUGAAGCUGGCGGAGAUCCACGCCCACCACAUGCCCGACGCGCGGCUGAGCCAGGAGUACAUGGACUGUGCGCGGGCGCUGAAGGACGAGCUGGAGCAAGCAGCGGGACCGGGACCGCAUAUGGACCGGGACCGCACACUGACCGGGACCGCAUAUGGACCGGGCCCGCACACGGACUGGGACCGCACACUGACAGGGCCCGCACACGGACCGGGACCGCAUAUGGACCGGGACCGCAUAUGGACCGGGACCGCCCAUGGCCUGGCGAGACGGCCGGACCUGCGGACCUGACUGACCCAAGGGGUUCAGUCACCCUUCCGAGUCCGAAGACGCCGUUUAAGGGUCCCUGGAAUGUUGUAUUUGGGAUUCUUCCGGUUAGGGAUACUCUUGAUAUUGUGCUCCGUGAUUCAAUGACAGUUUGGACAGAUAGGGACAAACUAAGGAACACAUAUUUGCAGUGUUUAUCUCAAUAUUUAAACACACACGUCAAUCAAUAUCAAGUUAAAUGAGUUUGACUCCAAUUCAUGUCUUUCAGAGAAUCCUCACUUUAUGUCCUUUAUAUAAAUAUGUAAAUAUGAUAUUUUCUCCACCAUACAAACAGUUCCAACUUCAGUAUUCACUCCAAUGUUUGCCGUUCUUUUUAAGUUAUUUGUAAAUGGUAUGACCGACAUUUUAAAUUAUGAUUGAGUUUUUCUUUUUGUACUUGUUUGCACUGACUGGAGGAUGUUUUCUGCACUUUCCAGAGAUACGCUGUAGCACUGCCUCCUGUUGGCCCAGCUCGGAGUCUCACCUCGUUGACUAAUGGCAGGCUGUUUUCUCAUUGGCUGUAGAGUCAGUUCUAGGCAUAGCUGACAAGGGUAUUGCAUCCCAUGAUAGUCCCCACCCAACCCCACCCAACCCCACCCAACCCCAUCCCACCCAACCCCAUCCCAUCCCACCCCACCCAAUCCAACCCCACCCAACCCCACCCAACCCAACCCCAUCCCACCCAACCCCAUCCCAUCCCACCCAACCCCA